Messenger RNA from Saprolegnia diclina VS20, 273 nucleotides. RefSeq lists its product as hypothetical. Lineage: Eukaryota; Oomycota; Saprolegniomycetes; Saprolegniales; Saprolegniaceae. The record is from RefSeq and is a predicted model, not a curated record. The transcript has 2 exons. The coding region runs from base 1 to 273 and encodes 90 amino acids.
AUGAGCGCCAAAUGCGGUGUCACGAACUGCUCGUCCAAACGCAAGUACCGACCCCACCUCAAGGAAGUCAAGCGCGGCAAGAUAAAGGCCAAGUUCGGGCCGUACGAGGACAGCCGCGACGAAGCACUGCUCGCCGGCAGCGUUCUGUUUGGAGCCGCGUGGGCUGAGAUCGAGGCCGCUGUCCGCGAGCACAAGGUGCACCGCUCGAUCCAUGACACAAAUCGCCGCACCAUCAACGCGCCUCUUCCGGAGCUGCAGAUUUACUAUUUGUAA